Molecule: messenger RNA, 502 nt
Organism: Terrapene triunguis (Three-toed box turtle)
Lineage: Eukaryota; Metazoa; Chordata; Testudines; Emydidae
Product: 2-acylglycerol O-acyltransferase 3-like
Exons: 3
Biological process (GO): triglyceride biosynthetic process
Cellular component (GO): endoplasmic reticulum membrane
Molecular function (GO): diacylglycerol O-acyltransferase activity
Source: RefSeq, a predicted model, not a curated record
CAUCUGGGCCUGGCGACGGAUCGCUGUGUAAUUGAUCCAUUUGUUCUACCGAAUCUACCAUCUCUUCGCUGGACACCUCAGUGUGGGGCCGACCCUCAGCUCUGUCCUCCCCCCACAGGUGCCUUCUUCACGUCCCUGCUGUUCUACCUGCUCUUCACCCGCCUCUGGGCCGUCUCUGUGCUGUACUUCGUGUGGUGGGUGCUCGACCGCGACACCCCAGAGAGAGGCGGACGGCGCUCAGACUGGAUGCGACGCUGGCGAGUCUGGCAGCAUUUGACUGAUUAUUACCCUGUCAAGCUGGUGAAGACGGCGGCUCUGCCCCCCGACCGGAGCUACGUGCUGGGCUCCCACCCCCACGGCAUCAUGUGCGCGGGGGCCGCAGCCGCCUUCUGCACCGAGGGCCCCGGCUUCUCCCAGCUCUUCCCCGGCCUACGGCCCAGCCUGGCGCUGCUGGCUGGACUCUUCCGCUUGCCCCUCUACCGCGAGUACAUGAUGGGCUUCG